Molecule: messenger RNA, 1912 nt
Organism: Esox lucius (northern pike)
Lineage: Eukaryota; Metazoa; Chordata; Actinopteri; Esociformes; Esocidae
Gene: zcchc9
Product: zinc finger, CCHC domain containing 9
Exons: 6
Coding region: 350-1246 (298 amino acids)
Molecular function (GO): nucleic acid binding; zinc ion binding
Source: RefSeq, a predicted model, not a curated record
AAGUAGAAAUUGUUGUUUCCGGUUAAGCAAGUAGAUACAUGUGACAACGAUAUAUUUGUGCUGGUGGGUUUCUAAGAGAUAUAAAUAUUCUGAUCAUAAUAUGUAAUUCAGGUUAUUUAUUUCCAAAUUAUUGUGAAAUAAAUCCUGCUGCGGAUGUCCUCUGAAAACGGAAUCUAGUCAAUUCCAGCCACUUUCAGCUAACUUAGCCAGGAACUGCUAGCUAACCUGUUAAACAACCUCGUUAACUACUACAGACCAACACGCAGUGCUCCAAUGCAGGACUUAUUUCACUCCUUGUCCUUAAGUCUCUUAUCCGUCGGUUCCUCGUCUCUCCUAAGGUGUUUCAGCCAUGACGCGAUGGGCCAGAGCCAACAACAUACACAAACACAAACCUGCCGAGGCCACACCGUGGAGCCAGUUUAGAAAUGGAGGAGGGAGUGGAGGACGAGGAGGAAGAGAUGGAGGAGCUGGAAGAGGGAGGGAUAGUCCAGGUAGUUUCGGAGGGUCCGGAGGUGUUGGCUCGAGGCACAGACCCGUGGGGAGGGGGAGAGGUAGGGGAGGAGGAGGGGGAGACCCUCUGAGGCACACUCAGGCCAGGAACAAUGGAAUUAAGAAACCCUGUCGGAAAAAAAAGGACUAUGACAACGAUGAUGUGAACGGCUUCAUGGAAUACCUUCAGAGUGGUGGGGCUGGGCUGUCUAGUGGAGCUGGACGUGCAGGGAUGGAGGGAUUGAGAGAGGAGGUAGGGAUGGCCCUGAAGAAAGACCGGCGGAGAGAGGACAGAAGGAUAAAGAGACAGAACGACAAGAAGAGCGACAUGCUGUGUUUUAAGUGUAGAAAGCCUGGCCACGGGUUGGCAGACUGUCCGGAGGCCGGCAGAGACGAGGAGAUGGGGAUGGACAUCUGCUACCGCUGUGGAUCCACUGAACACGAGAUCCAGCACUGCCAUGCUAAAAUAGACCCUGCCAUGGGCAAGUACCCAUAUGCCAAGUGCUUCAUCUGUAGUAAGACUGGUCACCUCUCCAAGUCCUGCCCAGACAACCCCAAGGGACUGUACGCCGCAGGAGGCUGUUGUCAUGUGUGUGGGUCAGUAGAACACUUCCAGAAGGACUGUCCUGAGCACCAGGAUUCUUCUAACCAAUUGACUUUAGGCUGGUUGUCCAAUAACAUGAGUGCUGACCAUGAGGAAGUGGACGUGCCUAUGAAGAAAGCCCCGCCCAAAAAGGCCAAGGUAGUGGUCUUCUGAACUGUCAGUCAAUCCAGCGAACUCCUCCGACUGGAAAGGACUGAUUGCCAAGGAGCAAACUAUAAAUCUCAAGAGUGAAUCUGUAACAGGCUUGGAUUGGAUGCGCAGAACUUUGAAAAACAACCUCCACAAAUACAUGGUCCAUGGAAAUGUAGAGCUUCUCUUCACUGAGGUUUUGGAAAGAGCUCUUGAUGUUUUCACCCCACGGGCUCAGUGUAUGUUGUUAAUAUAAUGCGUGGCACUAUGCUGGAGUCUGUGGUGUUCUGUAUUCUAGCCAACAAGCAGUGCCUUUGGUGUCACGAGAAGAGGGAGGUUGGGAAAUGUGUGAGCUGAUAUCAUGAACAGAUUUUGUAUGAAGCGUUUCAAUAAACAGCCAGUUUAACAGUCCCAACAUCAAUAUGUAAACUUAACCAUGGAGUUGUUUUAGUUUUAUGACAAACCUUAACCAUCCUAUGAUUUUAGUUCACAUAUUUCCAAUGCUUGAAGUUAACUUAUUGCACCUGGUGAGUAGAAGUCAGUGAGAAAUGGAAUUGAACAAAAGCUGGCUAAAACAAUGAACUAGUGUUAACUUGUAAUCGUUUAUGAAAUCCUGUGCAAUGGGUGAACAGCUGAUAAGUGAACCCAGGUGUUGGAAACAGAAGUUGUAAUACAGGUUGCGUUAUACAA